This is a messenger RNA of Phyllopteryx taeniolatus (common seadragon), 15992 nucleotides long. It is a transcript of the gene celsr3, whose product is annotated as cadherin, EGF LAG seven-pass G-type receptor 3. NCBI's taxonomy places the organism in Eukaryota, Metazoa, Chordata, Actinopteri, Syngnathiformes, Syngnathidae. The coding region runs from base 394 to 11838 and encodes 3814 amino acids. Gene Ontology annotation, cellular component: plasma membrane. The transcript is spliced from 37 exons. Gene Ontology annotation, molecular function: G protein-coupled receptor activity; calcium ion binding. The record is from RefSeq and is a predicted model, not a curated record. Gene Ontology annotation, biological process: G protein-coupled receptor signaling pathway; cell surface receptor signaling pathway; homophilic cell-cell adhesion.
UGAAUGCGUGUGUAUGCUGGAGGCGUGCACCGACGCCAGGGGUGUGCAUGUAUGUGUGUGUGACUGAGUGAGAGAGGCAACCAGUAAGAGUGUGAGCCAUGUUGGAUGUGAGUGAAGGUGUGGAAAGAUGCUGCCGCUGCCGCCGCCGCCGCCGCCGCCGCGCACCUCCUGACGCACGCAGCCCCAGCAUCACGCACCACAGCGGGUAGAUGCCAACUCUCCAGGCCGAGGAAGAGACGGGGCAGCCUGGGGGAAGGGUUCGGGCGGUGCCGACGCUCCUAGAAGUGCAGUGGAGGAGAGAGAAGUGACUGGGGAAGAAGGGAAGACGGUCUCUUUGGAGAGAUAGGUGGAGGAGGAAAAAGGAGGAGAGAGACUGAGAAAGGAAGAGACUAAAUGGCUACACGGCUACCGGGCUUCACCCCGCUCUCGCCUCUGGGUCUUCACCUGCUUCUCCUCCUCGGCUCUUUGUUCGCCUUCAUCCCGCGGACGGCGAAUGCAGCGGUGGCUUCCGACCUGAGUACCCCCGGCCCCCGCCACUGGGAUGCCGGUAAAGGGAGCGAGCGGCGUGAGCAAGAAUGGGAGCCGCCGGGGGACAGCAGGACACAGCCGCGGGGAGGAGAACGAGGAGCGGCGGGAAAGAUGCCGGGGGCACGAAACGAGGCACGGGAAGGAGUCGGGACGUUUUGGAGGCGCAGGGAAGACCCCCCGAUACGACCUCGUCAUUUCCUCUCCGGCGUGACACACAGGAGCCGCUCUGAAUGGGGGGUGGAGAAGGGCGUUGUUCCGCCUUCCACCUCGGCCGCUUUCAGCUGCUCGCCGGUUCGGAGUGGUAAAAAACGGACAGUACAAAGGACUACCGGAGCGUGCGCGCAGUCACGGCCACACCUAACUCAACGUGGUGCAGCAAUGGCCUUUGUGCGAGCAUUUGGCCUGCGCGACGCAUCCGGAAGUAGAGGAAUGAGUGGCGGAGGGGUGUGGGAGAGGGCUCGUAAGGUGAGGAGACUCGGAGCCCCCUCCACGCAUCACAAACCAUCACCAGACCCCGUGCCUUUUCGCAUCCUUACUCUUUUUGGAUACAUUUCAACGUGGACAAAGACUUCUAAUAACACAUUUGAAUUACACUCUUGGUUUAGCAAGAAUUCAAUUUGGACCCAAGCAUUGAAAGUGGUUGACAUUCCAAAUUUCCCUGCAUACAAUGUUUUCCAGCAUUCGAGUUAUCAGUACCAAAAGGCAUAUGAUGAUGAGGUUGAUGAUGAUGGCGGUAGUGGCAGUAUGGUCAGGAGAGCUGGUGGUUGUUCUCAUUUGGGCAGGCACAGUGUUAUCGACCCAAGCAAUAUCCAAGUGAGGGCUGAGGGAGGCUGUUGGACUGAGCGAGUCAGGGGGGAGAGGGAAGACUGGUUGGAGAGGGAGGAAGAAGACGUAUGUAGUGCACCGGCAACGUUUGGGUAUCGAGGAAAGGGUGAGAGGAGGGCUGGAAGAGGAGUAGGGGUGAGCCAAGGCAACAAACGCACGACCUUAUCUAAUUGUGCGGAAAAUGAUUUGGCCUUUGUGAGUCUGACGUGUCAAUUUAGGGCUGAUAAUGAGGGGAAAGCGGAAGUUAUAACCGGUAGACGGCGCAAUGAAGCCUGGGUAGAGAGGAGGGAGGCUACCAGUGGAUGCUUUGGCGAUUUGAAGAGACGAGGAACAUGGUGUGGAUUUUUUGAGUUUAUGGGUCUCGAAGGAGGGAUAACUCAGGGUAAUCCCAUUCUCCAGUUUAGACUAGUCAGCAUCAGUGAGGCGCAAGGUCAAUAUUGUAGAUGUAACAUAAUGCAUCAAAGCUCACAAACAGGCCAUGAUGCAGAAAUUGAACCCACUGAACUGAUCCGCAUGUCUUUUGAAAAAGUUAAAUCAACUUCAGGGGCCGUUGAUUCAGCAUUUUCUAUGCAAGAGAAGUUUCCUGUUCACUCAACCAAGCUAAAUCCUUUUUUGCAGCAUGAUUUCAUUUUCGCAAAACAAUCCCUUUUCCCUUCACAAAUCAACCUGACCACUUGGUCUAGUGAAUCUCCUGUUUUGUCCCUCUCUGUGGGGAACAACAGGGAUUCAGCACUUGGGACAGCUCCCCUGAACGACGGAGUUUUUAUGUGGAGGGCAUUCAACAUGAACAGUAACAACAACAAUGAAGAAGAGCAGGGGGAUACGGCAAUGCGCGUUUUUGGUGAAUCAGAGAUAAGAUUGUCCAAUGAGCAAGUGCCAUUAGAAGAACUCAGACCAUCAGUAAAGCGGCAGAUGGGGGUUGAGGGAGGAGAGAGAAGGGAGGGCAAGGCUGAGGGGGACGGGCUGGAGGGCUCUGCUAGGGGAGGAAAAUUACACGUGGGGGAGGGCGAGUUAAUGGGAGGGACAGGACCGUGGGGAGAAGAGGAGGAUGAGAGGCCGAGCGAUAGGGGGACAAAGCCAGGCCAAGCUGAGGAGAGAGAGGCAGCUGAAGGGAAGGGUCAGGAUAGGGGCAGUAGCACUGCUACCAUCACACGGCCAGAUACGGAAAGAUGGAAGAAAGAGAGCCAGUCUGAUGAAAGCUACGAGGAAAAGAGGGAGGCAGAGGGGGAAGCCGAAGAGAGGCACAGUUCAAGGGGAGAGAGGAGCCUGGAAAGGCUGAUAAUAGAGGCAGAGGAUAAAACCGCUCAGGAAGAAAGGCUGGGCAAGGUUUUGAUGCCGUGGCCUCGCUCUCGACGGGCAGCUAACAGACAUCCACAUUUCUCCCUGUAUAACUACCAAGUACAAGUAGCUGAGAACCAGCCACCUGGGACCUCUGUUAUUGUUAUGUCCGCCACAGACCCCGAUGCAGGGGACGCGGGCAGGAUCAGCUACAGCAUGGCUCCCCUUAUGAAUAGCCGGUCGUCUGAUUAUUUCCACAUCCACCCCGAUACUGGCCUGAUCACCUCCACACAGAUUCUAGAUCGAGAACACAUGGUUCUGCAUUAUUUCCGGAUCACUGGAACUGAUCAUGGUUCCCCUCGUCUCUCUGGCACUACAAUGGUAGCCAUUACUGUUGGAGAUCGCAAUGAUCACGCUCCUAUUUUUGAGCAGACAGAAUACCGGGAAACCAUCAGAGAGAAUGUAGAGGAAGGGUACCCCAUCCUUCAACUAAGAGCGACAGAUUUAGACUCCCCGUCCAAUGCCAAUAUUCGUUACCGCUUUGUCGGUGACUCCGCCACAAUUGGGAGAGCUGCUUUUGAGAUAGACCCGCGAUCAGGCCUCAUAACAACCCGUGGAGUUGUUGACCGAGAAACAAAUGAGCACUACACACUCCAGGUGGAGGCUAGUGACCAGGGAAAGGAACCGGGCCCACGCUCAGCCACAGUUAAAGUUUUUAUCACAGUGUUGGAUGAAAAUGACAAUGUGCCACAGUUCAGUGAGAAGCGGUAUGUGGUGGCGGUGAAGGAGGACGUGAGACCUCACUCGGAGAUCCUCCGUGUUAGUGCCACAGACCAGGACAAGGACAGUAACGCUGCAGUUCACUAUAACAUCAUCAGCGGGAACAGCCGUGGCCAGUUUUCCAUCGAUAGUGUCACAGGGGAGAUCCAGGUGGUGGCGCCUCUGGAUUACGAGGCUGAGCGGGAGUACACGCUCCGUGUCCGUGCGCAGGACAAUGGCCGACCGCCACUUUCCAACAAUACUGGCAUUGUAAGUGUGCAGGUGACGGACGUCAAUGACAACCCGCCUAUCUUUGUCUCUACACCGUUCCAAGCAUCUGUGCUUGAGAGUGCACCCAUUGGAAGCUCUAUCCUUCACAUCCAAGCCAUUGAUACCGAUGCUGGCGACAAUGCACGCCUGGAGUACAGAUUAACCGGAACCAGUUCCGACACACCGUUCGUCAUCAAUUCUGCAACGGGCUGGGUCACCGUUAAAUCCAUUCUUGACAGAGAAUCUGUUGAGCACUAUUUCUUUGGUGUGGAGGCCAGGGAUUAUGGAAUGCCACCUCUUUCUGCCACAUCAAGUGUUACAAUAACAGUGAUGGAUGUUAAUGAUAACCGCCCAGAAUUUUUACAAAAAGAAUAUUUUUCCCGCCUGAAUGAGGACGCUGUGGUUGGAACCAGUGUGGUAACUGUCACGGCUGUGGAUCGGGAUGUCAACAGUGCUGUGACUUAUCAGAUAACAGGUGGGAACACUAGGAACCGUUUUGCCAUUAGCACUGCAGGGGGUUCCGGACUGCUCUCUUUAGCCCUCCCACUGGACUACAAACAAGAACGGCGCUAUGUUUUAACCGUCACAGCCUCAGACCGUACGCUCCAUGACACCUGUCAGGUGCACAUCAACAUCACUGAUGCGAACACACACCGGCCUGUGUUCCAGAGUGCACACUACUCUGUUAGUGUGAAUGAGGACCGACCACCUGGGAGCACUGUGGUUGUUAUCAGUGCAACAGAUGAUGAUAUUGGUGAAAAUGCCCGGAUCACAUACUUCCUGGAGGACAAUAUCCCUCAGUUUCGCAUUGAUCCUGCAUCAGGGGCUAUCACGCUACAGGCGGAGCUUGAUUAUGAGGACCAGAUGACCUACACUUUAGCUAUAACAGCAAAAGACAACGGCAUACCACAGAAAUCAGAUACGACAUACGUGGAGGUGAAUGUCAAUGAUGUGAAUGACAAUGCGCCUCAGUUUCUCAGCCCCAGAUACCAGGGAACUGUCAGCGAGGAUGCCCCGCCCUUCACCAGUGUCCUCCAAAUCUCAGCCACUGAUAGGGAUGCACACGCCAACGGCCGCGUCCAGUACACAUUCCAAAAUGGCGAGGAUGGAGAUGGAGACUUUACCAUUGAGCCGACAUCUGGCAUUGUGCGAACUGUUCGCCGGUUGGACCGCGAGAGUGUGCCAUUUUACGAGCUCACAGCUUAUGCUGUUGACCGAGGUGUACCCUCACAGCGAACACCCGUCCACAUCCAAGUGACAGUUCUUGACGUUAACGAUAACGCCCCGGUCUUCCCUGCUGAUGACUUUGAGGUUCUGGUGAGAGAAAACAGUGCCGUGGGCUCUGUGGUGGCUCAGAUCACUGCCACGGACCCAGAUGAGGGUGCCAAUGCCCAAAUUAUGUACCAGAUUGUGGAGGGAAAUAUCCCUGAGAUCUUUCAGAUGGACAUAUUCUCAGGGGAGCUGACAUCACUCAUUGAUCUUGACUAUGAGGCUCGCAACGAGUAUGUCAUUGUAGUCCAGGCCACCUCGGCUCCUCUAGUCAGCCGGGCUACUGUACGGAUCAAAUUGGUAGACCAGAACGACAACAAGCCCACUCUGAAAGACUUCCAAAUAAUUUUUAACAACUUUGUGUCAAACCGUUCUAACAGUUUCCCGAAUGGAAUAAUUGGGAGAGUCCCCGCCAACGAUCCAGAUGCAUCAGACCGGCUGUACUACACAAUUGACAGGGGGAACGAGCUUCACCUGCUGCUGCUCAAUCACACCAGUGGGGAGAUCCGACUGAGCCGUAAACUGGAUAAUAACAGGCCACUGGUGGCUCCCAUGCUGAUCACCGUCACAGAUGGUGUCCACAGCAUUUCAGCACACUGCGUCCUCCGUGUCCUCAUAAUCACCGAGGACAUGCUGGGCAGCAGCGUCACAGUGCGCCUGCAGAACAUGUCCCAGGAGCACUUCCUGUCACCGUUGCUGGGUCACUUUCUGGAGGGUGUGUCAGCGAUUCUCUCGGUGCCUGUCGAGGAUGUUUUUGUCUUCAACAUCCAGCCGGACAUGGACGCAGCACCGGGAGGGAUCCUAAACGUGAGCUUCUCUGCGGCGCUACCAGGAGGACACUUCUUUCCCUCCGAGGCCCUGGAGGAACAACUGUACCUGAACAGGCCGCGGCUGACCUCGCUCACACAGAUGGAGGUCCUUCCAUUUGACGACAAUGUGUGUCUGCGUGAGCCGUGUCAGAACUACAUGAAGUGCAUCUCUGUGCUGCGCUUCAAUAGCUCCGCCCCUUUCAUCUCCUCACCCUCCAUCCUGUUCCGGCCCAUUCAUCCCAUCGCCGGCCUGCGCUGCCGUUGCCCCGUGGGCUUCACCGGCGACUACUGUGAGACCGAGAUCAAUCUUUGCUAUUCCAACCCUUGUCUGAACGGAGGGGUGUGCGCCCGCAAAGAGGGAGGGUACACGUGCAUCUGCCGCGAGGACUACACUGGUGACAAAUGUGAGUUUGACCGGCGACGUGGUGGCUGCGUGCAGGGCGUCUGUCGUAACGGAGGAACGUGUCGGGAGCUCUCGGGUGGCGGCUUCCGCUGCGAGUGUCCCGUCGGCGGGUUCGAGCGACCAUACUGCACCGUCACCGCCCGCUCUUUCCCCCCGAAGACCUUCGCCAUGUUCCGGGGCCUCAGACAGCGGUUCCACCUCUCAAUUUCUUUAACUUUUGCAACACUUGAGAGCAACGGUCUUCUGUUCUACAAUGGCCGCUUCAACGAGAAGCACGACUUCAUUGCUUUGGAGAUCCAAGAGGGACAAGUGGUACUCAAAUAUUCCACAGGUGAAUCGUCCACCCAGGUGAGUCCCUUCCUGUCUGGAGGUGUGAGUGAUGGGGAAUGGCAUACAGUUCACAUCCACUAUUACAACAAGCCAGCUAUCCGCUAUCCUAAGCGCAGCAUGGGUGGAGAGGCCCAGGGUCCCUCAGAUGAGAAGAUUGCAGUAGUAAGCAUUGACGACUGCGAUACAGCCUUGUCACUCCGCUUUGGCACACAGCUUGGAAAUUACAGUUGUGCUGCUCAGGGCACACAGACCAGCAGCAAGAAGUCUCUUGACCUGACUGGUCCAUUGUUCCUGGGUGGAGUCCCCAAUGUUCCGGACAACUUUCCGUUCGGUGCCAGGGAGUUUAUCGGCUGUAUGAAGGAGCUGCACAUUGACAACAAGCCGCUGGACCUGGCCGGGUUUAUUGCUAACAAUGGAACACUGCCAGGCUGCAGUGCCAAACUUCCCUUCUGCAAGUCCAACCCUUGUCAGAACGGAGGAACCUGCCGGGUCAGCUGGGAGACUUUCUCCUGUGACUGUCCUCUUGGGUACGGAGGGAAGGACUGUAGCCAUGUGAUGCCACACCCCCAUCGCUUCAUGGGAAACAGUGCCCUCUGGUGGGACUUAAAGAACGACGUGACCAUCUCCACACCCUGGUACCUGGGCUUAGUGUUCCGAACCAGAGCUCGAGAGGGGACGCUGCUUCAGGCCCAAGCUGGCCAGUACACCAGCCUGCUAUUCCAGGUAACAAAUGGUCAGCUGGUGUUCUCUGUGACUCGGGGUUCUACCAGACCAGUGAGAUUGAGACUGGAUCAGGUUCAGGUGGCAGAUGGGCAGUGGCACGAUCUCCAGCUAGAGCUGAGGGAUGUUCGCAGUGGCCGUGAAACUCGUUACGUUGCCACUGUUCGCCUGGAUUUUGGACUUUAUCAAGGAACAGCAAUAGUGGGGAAUGAGAUUCAUGGAUUGAAGGUGAAACAUCUGCAUGUGGGAGGAGUGUUGGGCUCCGGAGAGGUCCUGAAUGGGAUCAGAGGAUGCAUUCAGGGUGUUCGCUUGGGUGUGAGACCGGACGCCCCCUCACUGCCGCGCCCCUCCAGAACUGUCAAAGUGGAGAUUGGCUGCAAUGUCGGGAACCCUUGCGUCUCAUCUCCUUGUCCCGCCCACAGCCGCUGUACGGACCAAUGGGAGAGGCACACCUGCAUAUGUGAACCCGGUUACUAUGGGAGAGGCUGCACUGAUGCUUGCCAUUUGAAUCCUUGUGAAAAUGAAGCUCAGUGCCACAGGAAACCCACCUCGUCACAUGGCUACAUCUGCGACUGUGGAGACAACCACUAUGGACAGUACUGCCAACACAGGAUUGACCACCAGUGUCCCAGAGGUUGGUGGGGGUCUCCCACGUGCGGGCCUUGUCAUUGUGAUGCCAAUAAUGGCUUCGACACAAACUGUAACAAGACAAGUGGACACUGUCACUGCAAGGAAUUUCACUACCGUCCGCGGGGCUCAGACAGCUGCCUGCCAUGCGACUGCUACCCCGUCGGCUCCUUCUCACGGACAUGUGACCCCGAGACCGGCCAAUGCCCGUGCAGGCCCGGUGUGAUUGGUCGCCAGUGCAACACGUGUGACAACCCAUUUGCUGAGGUCACAAACUCAGGGUGUGAAGUCAUUUAUGAUGGCUGCCCAAAAACCAUCACUCAGGGAAUCUGGUGGCCACGGACCAAGUUCAACCUGCCUGCUGCAGUGCCCUGCCCCAAAGGUUCUGUGGGGGCUGCUAUCAGACACUGUGAUGUUGAGAGAGGCUGGAUGGAGCCAGACCUUUACAACUGCACCUCCCCUCCAUUUGUGGAGCUCAAUGCUGCUCUGGAUUCACUUGAACGCAAUGAGACAGAGCUGAACACGAUCAUGGAGAAGAAGCUCGCACACCAGCUCCGUGAUGUGACUGAAGCGACCGGCCGCCUCUAUGGUAACGAUUUGCUCAUCGCAGAGCGACUGCUGUCACGCCUCCUCACCUUCGAGACCCUACAAAGUGGCUUCGGACUCACCGCCACUCAGGACGCACACUUUAAUGAGAACAUCCUGCGUGGCUGCAGUGUGCUGUUAGGUCCUGGAACGGAGGGUCUUUGGCGUGCCCUUACCCAGGGUCAGAGUCACAUUCUCAGCGGUCCAGCUGAAUUGUCGGAGUUGCUGGAACAGUAUACGCAGAAUCUGGCCCAAAACAUGAAGCUCACCUACCUCAACCCUGUGGCACUGGUGGCUCCCAAUAUUGUCAUGAAUCUGGAUCGGGUGGAGAACCACACUCACGUGCGGCGACGUUUCCCACGUUACCAUACUACACUGUUUCGUAGUCAGUCCGUGUGGGAUCCCUCCACGCAUGUGAUUCUGCCCCCUGCCGCCCUGGUCCCACAACGACAACAGCAACACAACUGGAAGGAGAAGGAGCGCACUGAGAAAGAACACGUCCCUCCUCUUCAUGCUGUUCAAGCGGCAGUCAGCUUCUCAGCCAAUCAGACAGGAGAGUACACUGCAGCCCGGCGCACACUUGCAGCACCUGAACCGCCCAUCACCAUUGUCAUUUUGCUUAUCUACCGAAGUCUGGGUGGAGCACUCCCACCCAAGUAUCACACUGACAGACGAGGAGUGAGACUUCCCAGACACCCAGUCAUGAACUCCCCAGUGGUCACUAUCUCUGUAUACAACAAUCAAACCUUUGUGGGGGGACAUUUGGACCAGCCCAUUCUACUGGAGUUUAAACUACUGGAAACCGCCAAUCGCAGUAAGCCACUGUGUGUGCAGUGGAACCACAGCAGCCAGUGUGAGAUUGGAGGCUGUUGGACAGUGAGAGACUGUAUGGUGGUAUACAGGAACAUCUCACAUGUCCGCUGUCAGUGUCAAAGGUUAGGCACCUUUGGAGUGCUGAUGGACAGUUCACAAAGAGAGCAGUUGGAGGGUGAUCUGGAGACGCUCGCCCUGAUCACCUAUUCCUCUCUGGUGCUGUCCAUGCUGGCUUUGCUCCUCACCGUCUUGGUGCUCUCCUGCCUCCGAGGCCUCAAGUCCAACACCAGGAGCAUCCAUUCCAAUACGGCGGCGGCCAUGUUUUUGUCAGAGCUUGUGUUUCUGCUGGGCAUCAAUCAGACUGAACAACAGUUCCUGUGCACGGUGGUGGCUAUCCUCAUGCAUUACUUCUUCAUGUCCACAUUUGCCUGGAUGUUUGUGGAGGGACUUCACAUCUACCGCAUGCAGACUGAGCAACGCAAUAUCAACUUCGGGGCAAUGAGGUUCUACUAUGCCAUCGGCUGGGGCGUACCUGCCAUUAUUACUGGUCUGGCUGUGGGCUUGGAUCCAGAAGGUUAUGGGAACCCAGACUUCUGUUGGAUCUCCAUCUAUGACAAGCUCAUCUGGAGCUUUGCUGGUCCAAUUGCCAUCGUCAUACUGAUGAACGGAGGAAUUUUCAUGAUUGUAGCCAAGAUGUCUUGUAACACCUCUCAGAAGGAGACCAAGAAGCUUCCUGUCAUCGCAACCAUCCGUAACGCCUUCCUGCUUUUGAUGGUGGCCACCUCCACCUGGCUGUGUGGUUUGAUGGCCGUGAACAACAGCAUCCUGGCUUUCUACUAUAUAUUUGACAUCCUCUGUCUAGUGCAGGGUCUGACAGUGUCGCUGGUCUUCACCAUGUUCAACUCUGAGGUGAAGGAGGCCUGGAGAGUGGCCUGUUUGGGGAAGAAGAGUCCUGGAGAGGAUCCGCCAAGACCAGCGUCGAAUGCUGCAGAGAAUCCCUAUCACAACGCGUCACUGCUGGAGCAGAGUGGGCUGCAUCGCAUCACCUUAGGAGCAUCCACCAUCUCCUCCGUCAGCUCCGCCAGGGAGAAUCUUUUGACGCGUCAGACUCUGGAACAAAGCAUUGUUCAAACUGGAGCAACCGACCUGGAUGUUGCCAUGUUCCACAGAGAUGGAGGUGAGGAUUCCGACUCUGAUUCCGACCUCUCCAUGGAGGAGGAGCGUAGUCUGUCAAUACCGUCUUCUGAGAGCGAGGACAACGUCCGUCUACGCGGGCGCAUACAGCGGCGUUUCAAGCGCUCCAAUCAUGGCGAGCGCCUGCUCACUGAGCCCACCAACAAUGGUACCAAAGAUCUGGAUGGCAACGACCUCCUUUCUUACUGGCCCGCGCUGGAGGGAUGUGAGAAACACACCCUUCAAAAGUGGGGCUCCGAGCGCCCACUUGGGGCCGAUUACAGCAAGGAUGCAGCCAACAACAACCAAGCCGAUGCAGCCCUCACCAGUGGGGACGAGAGCGGCCUCACGCAACCACACAGACACCGCAAGGGUAUCCUCAAGAAUCGUCUCGGCUGUCCUCCCACCCUCCAGGGGCUUUCAACAGUGGGCCGGGGUUCCAGUGAGCUCAAUUGGUACCGCACCUCGACCCUGGGCCACCGAGGUGUUCCUGCGGCCUCCUACGGCCGCAUGUACUCGGCUUCAGCUGGUGCUGGAGGGGGUACGGGCUCCCUCUCGCAGCCAGGUUCCCGCUACUCUUCCAGGGAGCAUCUGGACUCGCUGGCCCGGAGGCAGCUGUCUCGGGAUCCUCUCGGGAGGCAAACCGUCGGGGGAUCAAGGGACCGGUUGGACUCUCGAGGAUCCAGGGACAAUCUGGACCUCUUACCCAGGAGGAGAGAACUGGGCCAGGGAGCAGGGCUUGGGGGCUUGGAUCAACAGCGAGUGUCAUCAUCCAGGGAAAACUUGACCUCCUCCAGGGACAGACUGGACAACUAUCACUCGGGCACUAUCCACGCCUCGCGAGAGGACUUGAGGGGAAAUGCGGGCGCUAUGGGAGCCGGCACGGAGGGAACCCUGAGCGGGUCCAGAUCUCAGUUGAACAUGCAAAGUCGUCGACAGGCUUCAUCUCGGGAGCACCUGGCGGGGGCCCUGAUGAGCAGCAAGUCGAGGGAGCAGCUGGAGGCCAACGGAGUGGGAGCGCAGGCCCAACCCUGUCGGGAGUGGCUGCGCUCCCUGCCACCCCGCCAGCCCUCGCAUCCUGACCAGCCUCCACCGUCCUCCCUACCUCCGUCCAUUUCAGAGGAGCCUCAGCAAGAGGCCUUCCCCUCGUCCACUCACGUUAGAGGACGCCUGGAUUCUGCAUGUAGGUACCCUGGUCAGACAGCCACGCCCGGCACGGGUACGAACCCUCUGGGGAGACAACCCUCUAGUGAACAUCUGGAUAUUCUCUCCUCCAUCCUUGCAUCCUUCAGCCCCUCUGCCCUCACUCCUCCAACUGCUGCCUCCAAUUCUGGCCCUAACGGCUCAGCCCGCGGUCCCUCCCCCUCCCUGCCACAGUCUGCCACCUCUCACAGCAUAUCUGAGGUUUCCCCUGACUCGGAAGCCAACAGAGGCGAAGGACAGUCUUGAUGACAGGCAGCCUCUGUAUUCCUUUAUGCAUUCUGAGGACAAGGUGAACGAGCGAGGCAUCUGAGGACUAAAAUACAGCUUUGGACACAGGUGAUAUCGUGUGAAAAAAUAAGAGGAUGCAUUGCUAACUUGGACGGUCCAGCGGACAAAAACUGUUUACAAACUAUCACACUCAGUCAGAUGUCGACGGAAUUCAUUUAAAAGGGGGAAAAGACUGUACAUACUCAAACAGUUUUAUACAUUUUGUAUCUUUUACAUUGGAGACAAAGAUGUCUCUUGUGAUGUUUUCUUUUUUGUAAUGUCCGUGUGAGUGAAGUUGGUGUGAGUGAGCUGUAUUUAAAUCACACACACACACGCAAAACAUUUCUCAUCAAUGUGCGUGGAAAUGGCAAAGGGCCCAACAAAAACAUCUGAUGAGAUCUCAAAAAACCACAAGACCAGGUUGGAGGAAACCCAUCAACCUAGCGAUGGGUAAUGUGUAAAUAGAGGGCCGUUAUUAUUGUAAAUGAAGAGAUUUGAACGGAACGAGAUGAUUAUAACAAGUACGACGACGUUGAGGGUGCCACUCGAGGUUUCAGGGUUUGACCAUUAAAGCUCCGUCAUAACUUGUCAUGAGAUUGUGAUGUUUUGUGAUUCAAGUUCCAGCGUUAAAUGAAUGUGACCUUGUCGUCUGUCUACCUUCCGUGCCUGGACCGUGUCCGUGCAUGCACGGCACCAUAUCCUCAGUGGGUGAAGGUUGACACCAGUCUGCCUCUCUUCAUUAAGCCACAACCGUUUUAAGAUGAUUUACUGUUUUUGCAUAACAACUCAACCUGCCUCAAGAGACAGCACAGACACAUGCAAGCCAAAGGGAAAACUGCCGCUAAACUGUAUUGAGUCAUUGGAUUCACCAGCAAUUGUGCCAGUUGUGAGGUGUAAAUUAGUAUUAAAUCAACCAUCCAUUUUCCAUCCUCAUUAGGGUCAGGGUCAGGGUCACGGGUGAGCUGGAGCCUAUCGGCGAGAGGCAGGGCACACCCUGGACUGGUUACAAGCCAACCACAGGGCACACAUAGAAAUACAACCAUUCACAGUCACACUCACAUUCGCACUUUUGGACAAUUUAGAGUCUUCAUUGUGGGAGGAAGCCAGAAUGCAGCAAGUAAACCCACGCAAGCACAAUGAGAACAUGCGCCACACGGGAAAGAUGGAGGCAAAAUCUGAACCCCAAACCUCAGAACUCCUAGGCACACAUGCUCACCACUGUGCUGCUGUUUUGAUCAGUUUAAUAUUUUUAAUGCAGGAUUAUUUAAACGUGCUAUCCAAAAAAAAUAUGAUGGUGAUGAAAUAGCAAAUGAAAACAUUCAUCAAUCCUUUCUGUAGUGUACUGCCUAACCACUUCAGAGUCACGGGGGAGCUGGAGCAUUUCCCAGCUUGGGUUCGAGAGAGUGAACAGCCAGUCAACUGCAGGGCAUAAAUAUUAAUUAGCAGUCCAAAAACAUCUUAAUUGAAGACUCUAAAUUGUCCUUAUGUGUGAAUGUGAGAAUAUAAAUCAUGAAUUAAAAGAUUAAUUAAUAUAUCAAAAACGCCAUUCAUUAAUUGAAUUCUGAAAUAUAAUCUGCAUUAUAUUUAAGUAUUUAUUUAUUCAAAAUUAUGCAAUGGUCUUUUCGGGUUGGCGGGAUAAACGAUCUGAUUGGCUAAAUCAAUCAUUGUCACGACAAGUUUCCACCCACCUCAUCAAUGGAUGGGUUAGUUUGAUAGAUAAUUAAUUUUCAAUGAAUCUGAAUUUCGUUGUGGAUUACUGCCAAUGAGAAGGAUUAUUAUUCUAUAUUUUUUUCAAUGUACGGCCAUAAAAUAAUUUCAUUAAUAAAGUAAUCGGAUUUGACAAUGAUCUUUCAAUCAAGGUUGAUUGGAGUCUCUAAAUUGCCCGUAGGUGUGAUUGUGAGUGCGAAUGGUUGUUUGUUUCGUGUGCCCUGCGAUUGGCUGGCGACCAGUUGAGGGUGUACCCCGCCUCUCCCCCGAAGCUAGCUGGGAUUGGCUCCAGCACCCCCGCGGCCCUAGUGAGGAUAAAGCGGUAAAGGAAAUGGAUGGAUGGCUGGAUCUUUGAAUCAAUGAAUUCAUGUUUUUACACCAACUUCUGCAUGAAACAAACCUCCAUUUGUGGUCGUCUACAUACCGAGCAAACUACAGAACAAGGGUUUACGACAGAGUUCAUUUCCUACAGUGGCGACGUAACCCGGAUUUGUACAGUACCAAAGCAGUUGAAAUAUAGUCUAUCACUAACGCAGUAGUAAAGUCCUAAUUACAAUAAAUAUUUGUAUUUCAAAAUUUGUAGUUCAUAUAUAUUAAACAAUCAGAUGAAAAAUUCAAUACUGUAACUAUGGUGGUGACUGAGCAUGCCUUCUCGUGUCCGUGACAACGUAGUCCUACAUUUUCGAACACAGCGCCCCCUUAUGCUCUCCCUCCCCACCCCAUAUCCGCCGAAAUGUCAUAUUACAUCACAUGGCGAUAUCACAUAUUGUCAUAAUAAACCUCCAGAACUGAAAUGCAAUUUUAGCCAGACGGCAAGUGAAGCCUGGGGCCUUCUGCACCACACAACAGCGAAAGGACAAGAAAAGGCAGCAUAAACUUUAAACCAAGCUCUAGAGGGAUUUUGAGAUACUUUUAAAAUCUGAAUUACAUCAUCUUGCGCUACUUUUCACCACCUGCUGGACGUUUGCCCUGAAUUCAAAAUCACUAGUAACUGCCAUAGAAAUCCCCAAGUUUAGUGUAAACAAGUGGACUUGUAUUUGGCCUCUCAGUAUGAAUAGGUCGGCCGCUGCCAACGAUUUAACGAGAGUAUUGAUGAAGAGUUCCUCGCCGGCGUGAGUGAGAAAGACGACUUUCCUCCAGCUUAAACUGCUGAGUGAAGGCCAAUUAAUUCUCCCACCUUGUGAAUUCUGCAGCACCACAGCAGCAUUUUGCACCAAAUGUCAGUCAUGUCUCUGUGCUUUUGAGGUGCAGCUCUGUUCAAUCACAACAGCUGCUUGCCUUCUCACUCCUGCUGGAGGAAACGCAACACUCAGACGUCAACACAAGACAACUCAAACAUUCAGAAACCACAUAUUUAGAGGCCGCGUGUCUAAUGGAUAAAGAAUAACUUUUUUUUUUUUUUAAACUGCAAAUUAAAUUUAUGAGGAUGAAAUGCAAAAUUUCACACACGAGUGCACAUCUGUGAGCCCUGUUUUGCUUGUGUCUAUGCUGUGUGACGCGGAAGUAUUUUGACCCACGAAAAAUAUCAAAACCCAAGUCUGUUAGAACUGGUUCUCAAAUUGAGGUCCGGGGACUCCCUACGGUCCACAUUUGCACCAUUUGCAGUCAUUUGUUGUAUCACUGAAAAAAGUGCAACUGAGCCAGACUGACAAUAUUUGCUGACAUCUCAUGUGGUAUCAUGCAUGAAUGCUUAAAGAUUUUGUGCGACUUUUGAAGAAUAUUUUUUCCUAAUAGACUUUAGAGGGGCUUUGGACUUUGAGGUUCCACUUGUAUUUGAAUCAAUUGCCACUCUUUUAUCUGCUCAUCUCCACUUCACUUGAAUCCAAAUAGACUUAAAUCCAUUGAUAGUUCACUCACACUGCUCUCAAACUGAGGUCAAUUUCUAGGAUUAUCUGUAACUUUUUCCCACCCGUGAUGUCUUUCGCGAACAAAAUUGCCCAACCCUGUCUUUAUUUACACCUGGAAUUAAAACUCCCAAGUCAAAUCAUGAAAAGGACUCAUGGCAUAAAAUUCACAUUUUGCAUUCAUGCAAAAUUAAACCUUUUGUUAAUGACUGGGUUUAAAAAAAUGUAUAUUACUUUGUGCAGCUGUGAUGCAAACCUAUCCUCAUAAUAUUCUCCUCCGUCUUGACUUCAUACAGAUCCAAGGUUGACACCGAAUCAUAUGAUUUGUUUUAAUGCAACGUUCAGCAUCACACAAUUACAGCAAGGAGGGAAAGUGGUUGAAUCGAGAAGGGAAUGUCAAGGAAAGAAACAAGAAUGUUGCAAUAUGAUGAAUGGCGAUGUUUGUGUUGCAUUUGUAUUUAUGAUGGGAUGCCUCAUUCCCUGCGCUCAGCAAGGGAUUUGCAGCAUGCAACCAUGACAGUUCAUGUUACCACGGAUACAAGCGAUAUGUUGGACAUUAAAAAACAAAUGUAUUCCUUCCUA